AAUGUCAUUCAUUCUAUGGCAGCAACUUCCAGUUGCCAGUCAUUUUUUUUCCUGAGUGGAGAAGCACUUCCUUUUUCUAUCUGUAAUCUUCCUCUUAUCAGCCUCAAGCUUCCUGCAGCAGUUCGUGAUGGAGUGCACGGCCCUGGAGAGCCUCAUCGAGAUGGGCUUCCCCCAUAACAGAGCAGAGAAGGCACUGGCCCUGACGGGGAACCAGGGCAUUGAACCCGCGAUGGAUUGGCUGAUGGAACAUGAGAACGACCCUGACCUAGACGAUCCAUACGUACCACCCCAGGGCCAUGUGCUGAGCCCCGAGGAGCCUCCUGAGGGAAGGACGCCUGAGGUGGUAGAAGGUGGAACAGAUCCAACGUUAGAGGAGUUAGCUGAGGAAGAUAACCGGCGCCCUCUGAGUGAAGAAGAGAAACGGGAGCAGACAAAGAGGAUGAUGGAGCUGAUCUCUCAGAAGCAGCGGGAGCGAGAGGAGCGGGAGAAACGGGAGAGCAUCGAGCGGGAGAAGCAGCGCCGGAAGCAGGGCCAGGAGCUCUCCCUCAUCCGCCAGAAGCUGCAGGAGGACGAGAUGAAGAAGCUGGCGGAGGACAGGCGCAAGGAGAAGAUGGAGGAGAAGCUGGCCAAGCAGCGUGUGCGAGAGAAGAUUGAACGUGACAAGGCUGAGAGAGCCAAGAAGUUCGGUGGCUGCAGCAGCUCUUCCCAGGCAUCCACCCCGCCCGAGCCAAUCGCCCCCGCACCGGUUCCCUCCUCACCUAGCCAGGAGCCCCCUGUCAAGCGAGAGUACGACCAGUGCAGGAUACAGGUGAGGCUGCUGGACGGGACGUCGCUCACGCAGACCUUCAGAGCCAAAGAGCAGCUGGCGGCCGUCCGGCUCUACGUGGAGCUGAAAAAGGACGGUGGCGAGGAGCCCUUCAUCCUCCUCACGAGCUUCCCUCGGCGCGUCUUCACCGAGGAAGACAUGGAGAAGCCCUUGCAGGAGCUGGGUCUGGUGCCUUCAGCUGUGCUGAUCGUUGCCAAGAAAGGGAACAGCUGAAAAGGGACCCCCCCCUUUGCACGUCUCAACCUCGGUCUCAGCCCUCCUUCCUUUGCCGCUGCCGGAGGUGAACCUCUCCUUCCCUCGUGCUCCACCUCUGGGGGGCUACCUCACAGCCCCCCACCACCACCACCUUGGUUUUCCAACCGGCUCUGCCCGCAAAGACUCCAAGAGCAGCGCUAUCAUUCGGGCUGGGAUUCAGAAUCGACGACGCUUGGAGGCGGGAGGGGUGGGAGGGGGGGUUGGGGCCCCUCCCGGCCUCUUGGUGCGGAGGGGCAGCGUUGCAACUUGGCUGCCCUGGCGGGGGGGAGGA
Messenger RNA from Gekko japonicus, 1352 nucleotides. It is a transcript of the gene UBXN1, whose product is annotated as UBX domain protein 1. The record is from RefSeq and is a predicted model, not a curated record. The transcript has 10 exons. Gene Ontology annotation, molecular function: protein binding. Bases 128 to 1039 code for a protein of 303 amino acids. Lineage: Eukaryota; Metazoa; Chordata; Lepidosauria; Squamata; Gekkonidae.